AUGCAAUCACCACUAGCAACAAUUAAACACAACUGGGGAGCCUUUAGUCCCCUGGAAAAACGAAAUGUCAUCAUCUAUAUUAUUGGGAUCAUGUUUUACAAGUUUGGUCUGGAGGCAUUCACCGGUUCUAUCAUCGCCCUUGCUACCAAUCGGUACGACUACGAUGCUGCCAUUCGCUCCGCCGCACCAAUCACCUUUGAACGGAUCGGUCUUCUUACAGGCUUAAAUCAGGCUUUCCAGUGCGUUGGCUCAAUUAUAAUAGAACUUGCAAGUACGGAUGUAGAGCUCCCUCGCGCCACCUGUUAA
This is a messenger RNA of Exophiala oligosperma, 306 nucleotides long. RefSeq lists its product as uncharacterized. The record is from RefSeq and is a predicted model, not a curated record. The transcript has a single exon. Lineage: Eukaryota; Fungi; Ascomycota; Eurotiomycetes; Chaetothyriales; Herpotrichiellaceae. The coding region runs from base 1 to 306 and encodes 101 amino acids.